UUCAGAUCUGCAUCAUCUCAUCACCUCAUCAUGAAGCUGCUGGCUGUGUGUCCUAGUUUUCUCUGUGAUGGCUCAGACCAGAGCUGACCCUAUCCAAGAUGAUGGUUCCACUGAUCAAGAAGAAGUUGACUUGGUUCAGAGAUCUUCUUGUCCUCCUGGCUGGUCUCCAAUCAAGCAUCGCUGCUUUCACUAUGUUUCCAAACCCAUGACCUGGGCUAGAGCCGAGAUACACUGUCUGUCCAUGGGGGCAAACCUUGCAUCAGUUCAUGACAUGAAAGAGUACCAUCAGGUUCAGUCUCUGAUAACUAUGGCGACUUACAAGUUUGGAAGAACAUGGAUUGGAGGCACUAAUGCACAGGAGACGAGAGUUUGGUUGUGGAGCGAUGGGAGCCCUCUGCACUAUAAAAACUGGUGUCGAAGACAGCCUGAUAACAGUUGGGGCAGGCAGCACUGUUUGCAGAUGAACUAUUCUGGUGAAAAGUGCUGGGAUGACCAGAGAUGUUCUGUCCGUCUUCCUUCUGUCUGCGCCAAGGAAAUCUAAUGAGUUCGAUGUUCACAAAGAUGCAGGAUCCAGAGGAGGAUUGGUGUUUUUGUUAACCUGCCUUUUUGAAGCCUCAGAUGUCCUAAAACUCAUUUCUGCUUCUUUCCUUCACAUAAUUUCUCUUUAUUGCAACCUGGCAAAAGGAAGCCACAAAUAAACAGUGGGUGGAUUUUCGCUCUUUAAAUGGAGCUGUAUGUGUUAUAAAGAAAUUAUGAUUUAAGCUAAACUUUCUUGUUUUCUUACGCUUUUCAAAAAUAAACAUUUGAAGCAUA
Messenger RNA from Fundulus heteroclitus (mummichog), 813 nucleotides. RefSeq names its product ladderlectin. Gene Ontology annotation, molecular function: signaling receptor activity. NCBI's taxonomy places the organism in Eukaryota, Metazoa, Chordata, Actinopteri, Cyprinodontiformes, Fundulidae. The transcript has 6 exons. Bases 68 to 541 code for a protein of 157 amino acids. The record is from RefSeq and is a predicted model, not a curated record.